Messenger RNA from Serendipita indica DSM 11827, 1107 nucleotides. Lineage: Eukaryota; Fungi; Basidiomycota; Agaricomycetes; Sebacinales; Serendipitaceae. The record is from the annotation of a GenBank genome assembly.
AUGUCAGGCCUAUUUGGCAGCUCGACGUUCGGCACGCAACAACAGCCGGCUGCUACGAAUCCAUUCGGACCUAAACCAUCUGGGACACUUGGGUCGGCGCUUGCAUCCAGCACAGCUCCUUCUCAGCCCUCUGGCUUCUCCUGGGGCACUUCCUCGACUGCCGCUCCCUCGACGCCGCUCCCAACAUCCUCCCUCGGCGGCUCUGGUCUCUUUUCGUCCACCGCGACCGCAAAGCCUGGAGGAUUUGGACUCUCCACGCUCGGGUCAUCGACUGUUGCACCUUUGCAGCAACAACAGCCUCCUUUAGGUUCAUCCACCCUGACUACCUCCGCCGCCCCCACGACCUUGCCAGUUCUCAACGGAGCCGCAAAAUUCAAUGAUCUCCCACAACCCAUCCAGGAUCUUCUCAAUGACACUGAGCACGUUUUAAACCUAUUUCUGCAUCGUUACGGCUCUAACCUCUUGAUCAGAUCGCUCAUUCAAAGCGGCUUAAAUGCUGCAAAGGACCUCAAGGGUCGAAAACUUGGCGACUCUAUCCUCACCAACACGGAAAACUCGCGUCAACUCUUUCAUGAUCUGACCUCGAGUUCGAACACGCUUCAAGCCGAUGAUCUCUUUGCAAAGAACCUCAGAAAAAAGGUGGACCAGGCCGUCCAAGAUGUCGUCGUUUGCACGCACAUUAUCGAUGGGUUCCGGGAAAGCGGAAUCCAGCAUCCGAAUCUCAAGACGAAUGCACAAUAUCCUAUAGAGUGCGUCCCAGUCAUCGUCGACUUAUCUAACCGGCGUUCUUUACCCGAUUGUAUGACUAAUGGCCUCGGGCUCAUUAGAUUCUUUGUCCGUCUGACCGACGAAAUGCAGGACCGGCUCACGCGCUACAAGUCGAUUGUCGACCAACUCAACCGAAAGCUCGCAUUUUCAUUUCAGGCGCAGCAGACACCACAAGCAAUCACGACAACUCUACAGUCGCAGCACGCUUCCUUUAUCGCGCUCGCGGCAAAAGUAGCAGAGAUUGAAGGCUCGUUCGAGGACGUCAAGCUUCAAUUUGCAACGCUCUACAAGGCUCGCACAGGGAGUGCCCUUGACCCUUUCGGCCGUACACCAUCGUGA